UUCAAGGUCCUCCCUGUAAGAAUAUCAUCCUCCCCACUCACUCAGGCUGGUCCACCUCUUCUACUCAGUCUCUGCCAGGCACUUGCUGGUUGUUCCCUUUGCUUUCCCCCUGUUAGCUGGGAUCUCAGCUUAGACAUCCUUUCCUCCAAGGAGCCUUUCCUGAUGUCCCCAAAUCCAGAUAUCAAGAUGAGUGGGGAUGUAGCGGAUUCCACAGAUGCUCGCAGCACUCUCAACCCGGUGGAACCAGGAAAUGAUCGAAAUGGCCUAGAUUUCAACAGGCAGAUUAAAACAGAGGACCUCAGUGACUCCCUGCAGCAGACACUCUCCCUUCGGUCAUGCCACCUGACUCAAGGUCCUGCCAUGAUGUCCGGAAACCAAAUGUCUGGGGACAUGGCUUCCCUGCAUCCACUCCAGCAGCUCGUGUUGGUUCCCAGCCACUUACAGUCCGUAUCCCAGUUCCUGCUAUCUCAGACCCCACCUGGGCAGCAAGGUCUGCAGCCAAAUCUCCUCCCCUUUCCACAGCAGCAAAGCAGUCUCCUCCUCCCACAGACCGGGUCUGGCCUAGCCUCCCAGGUAAACAACCACAUUCUUCCUGCUUCCUCUAGGGAUAUCUUGUCUCAACAGAGCUCAGCCCACUGGUUUUCACCCAACCCAUUUAACAGGGCACAAGGGGCAACCCAAGCUACNGACCUCGAGGAGCUGGAGAAGUUUGCCAAGACCUUCAAGCAGAGGCGCAUUAAGCUGGGCUUCACACAGGGAGACGUAGGGCUGGCAAUGGGGAAGCUGUAUGGCAAUGACUUCAGCCAGACUACCAUCUCGCGAUUUGAGGCCCUCAAUCUGAGCUUCAAGAACAUGUGCAAGCUCAAGCCGCUGCUGGAGAAGUGGCUGAAUGAUGCAGAGUCUUCUCCAUCAGACCCCUCGGGGAGCACGCCCAGCUCUUAUCCCACCCUCAGUGAAGUAUUUGGUAGGAAGAGGAAGAAACGGACCAGCAUUGAGACCAACAUCCGCCUGACCCUGGAGAAGAGGUUUCAAGAUAACCCCAAACCCAGCUCAGAGGAAAUCUCCAUGAUUGCAGAGCAGUUGUCCAUGGAGAAGGAGGUGGUGAGGGUCUGGUUCUGCAACCGACGCCAGAAGGAGAAGCGAAUCAACUGCUCAGUGGCCCCACCCAUCAAAUCACCUGUCUAUAAUUCCCGGUUGGUCUCCCCCUCAGGGUCUCUGGGCCCCCUCUCUCUCCCUCCUGUCCACAGCACCAUGCCUGGAACAGUAACGUCAUCCUGUUCCCCUGGGAACAACAGCAGGCCUUCGUCUCCUGGCUCAGGACUCCACACCAGCAGCCCCACUGCAUCUCAAAAUAACUCCAAAGCAGCAAUGAAUUCCUCCUCCAGUUUUAACUCUUCAGGAUCCUGGUACCGAUGGAAUCACCCCACCUACCUCCACUGAGACCAAAAAGUUUCUCCUACUCCACCCUGCCCUGAAUUGCCACUGGAAGGAAGGAAGUCAUGCCUUCUCUGUAUGGACAGAUUGUUUUCAGAAGAGUGAGAGAAAAUCCCUGUUAUCAAUGAAAACCCAACUGUUACCUUCUUCAGGAGCGAGGCCCUCCAGAGAUCCAAACUGCGAUUGAACCAUGUUCUGACUCCUAAUGCUCUUGAAAUACAUAACCCUUCCUAGGAGUUGACCAUUUUCACCUUCCUCACCUGUGCCUUUACCAUCUAGUUCAAGUACUUUAGACAGCCUCACUGUGGCAUAGUCUUUCAGA
Otolemur garnettii (small-eared galago) is the source of this 1756-nucleotide messenger RNA. It is a transcript of the gene POU2F3, whose product is annotated as POU class 2 homeobox 3. Lineage: Eukaryota; Metazoa; Chordata; Mammalia; Primates; Galagidae. The transcript is spliced from 13 exons. The coding region runs from base 163 to 1440 and encodes 425 amino acids. Gene Ontology annotation, molecular function: RNA polymerase II cis-regulatory region sequence-specific DNA binding; DNA-binding transcription factor activity, RNA polymerase II-specific. The record is from RefSeq and is a predicted model, not a curated record. Gene Ontology annotation, biological process: regulation of transcription by RNA polymerase II. Gene Ontology annotation, cellular component: nucleus.